UGUAAAAGUAGUAAAAAUUUGGUUUCUGCGUUGUCGUCAUAUAUGACGCCGCUGUACCCUUUACUAUUUAAACAAAGUCUACACCUGGUUAUCAAAACAGUACUUGAUUUUCUAACCUUAAAUAUGUAUCAAUGUUUUGUAAAACCCUUUUGUCACAAACGUGACACUACAAUAAUGGAUGAGAAACUUGAGAAACAUUAUGAUAAUUGGGAAAGCUAUUUGAGAAGGGCCAAAAUUGAUUUCGAAACUCGACUUCAAUCCACUAUUACAAUAACUGCUGAGUUUGAAGAUUUUAAAAUAUUGAAAGUUAUAGGAACAGGUUCAUUUGGAAAAGUUGUUUUAUGCAAAUACAAAGGAACUGAUUCAUUGUUUGCUAUGAAGGUAAUGGAAAAAGUAAAUGUGGUCAGAACUAAACAAGUUUUCCAUACUAUUUCGGAAAUUCGGUUUUUAGAUGCAAUAAGAUUUCCAUUCAUUAUAAGUCUGGAGUUUUUUUUCCGGAACAAUGUUUAUUUAUUUCUUGUAAUGCCAUUUAUAAAUGGAGGUGAAAUGUUUUAUCAUCUUAGAACGGCUAAAAAAUUUGAUGAAAAUUUAUCAAAAUUUUAUGCAGUGCAAGUACUUUUGGCACUUGAGUACUGCCACAGUAUGGGUGUUGUUUAUAGAGACUUAAAACCUGAAAAUAUAUUAAUAGAAUCAAGUGGUUACUUAAAAAUUACUGAUCUGGGAUUCUGCAAGAAAAUAGAAAAUCAAAGGACGUACACUUUAUGUGGUACUCCCGAAUAUUUAGCACCCGAAAUAAUUCUCAGCCAGGGUUACAACUACUCCGUUGACUGGUGGUCUUUUGGAGUACUACUUUUUGAAAUGUCUGCAGGAUUUCCGCCUUUUUGCGCAAAGGAUCACAUGAAACUGUAUGAAAAAAUAGUAGCUGGAAAAUAUAUACACCCUCCUCACUUUUCUAGAGCACUCAAAGAUUUAACCACUAACAUAUUGCAAAUUGACAGGAGUAAAAGAUAUGGAGUUAUGAAGGCAGGUUCGAAAGAUAUAAAGUCACAUGAAUGGUUUAGAGGUCUAGACAUUGACAAUAUUUUUCAAAAGAAAGUGAGACCACCUUUUAUACCACAAGUACAAAGUCAAGGAGAUACGAAAUAUUUUGAUAAUUAUGGAAAUAUCAAUUUGCGUCAAGGGUCAUUUAAUGAAUACGAGGAAGAGUUUCAAGACUUGACCCUUAGGAAAAAAGGUGAUCGAACAGUUAUGAUUAAUCCUCCUACAGGCUACCUAAAAUGAAUUCAGACUUGAUGUAAAUAUGAAAACUAUAUAAGUACACGAUGAAAACUUUUACAUUUAUAUCUGUACUGAAAUUAUAACUUAUUUGGAGAUCAUUUAAAGUUAUUUCUGAAGAAGAAAUUUGUUUUCAUACAUAAGUCCAAGACCAGUAGCAACAAUUAUUAUUGUG
Molecule: messenger RNA, 1450 nt
Organism: Psylliodes chrysocephalus
Lineage: Eukaryota; Metazoa; Arthropoda; Insecta; Coleoptera; Chrysomelidae
Source: the annotation of a GenBank genome assembly